Messenger RNA from Phasianus colchicus (ring-necked pheasant), 2051 nucleotides. RefSeq names its product calcium voltage-gated channel auxiliary subunit gamma 4 (gene CACNG4). Gene Ontology annotation, cellular component: AMPA glutamate receptor complex; voltage-gated calcium channel complex; postsynaptic density membrane. Gene Ontology annotation, biological process: transmission of nerve impulse; calcium ion transmembrane transport; neurotransmitter receptor transport, postsynaptic endosome to lysosome. NCBI's taxonomy places the organism in Eukaryota, Metazoa, Chordata, Aves, Galliformes, Phasianidae. Gene Ontology annotation, molecular function: channel regulator activity; voltage-gated calcium channel activity. The record is from RefSeq and is a predicted model, not a curated record.
CAGGAGACAAUCAGCAAGCUAUCUAUUUGCCUACACCCCCCCUUGUGUCACUAAGAGCAGAGCGAGGCUGAGGGAGGAAAACCAUUUGGCUACGCUGCAGCUCCCAACCGCAUGGUACCCCGAGGGCUGCGUACCCCUCUCCCUCUCGCAUCCCGGUGCGGUGCUUUCCGUGGAAGGAAGGGGCAGUGGGCAAUGGGAGUGCCGGGGCUGGGGGCUCGGAGCUGCGCUCCUCGGGUUCUGCCGUUCGCUGAGCCCCGGAGCCCCCCAUCCCCAAAGGCUGCUUGACCCCCGCGGAGCCGCGACUUCAGCCGUGUUGUCGCACUCCCCCCGCACCAUCCCCGCGCGAUGCUCCGGCCCUGGGAGGGGCUGCAGCCUCCCACCCCCCGCAGCCACCGGGCGGGCGGCACCGCGGGUCCGGGCGGCUCCUGCCCUCCCCGGGGCGGGGCGGGGCGGUGCGCGGCCGUGCGGCGGAGCUCAGCCCCGUGGCGACGGGAGGGCGGCUCCCCCCAUCCUCAUCCCCAUCCCCAUCGCAGCCGCCUCCGCCCCCCGCCCCGUGACUCGGCUCUGCCUCCCGCGGGCGGCGGCGGCUGCCGGGCGGUGUCGUGCGGCCCCGUGCGGGGACUAUGAAGCACCAUGGUGUGGUGUGACCGUGGCGUCCAGAUGCUGCUGACCACGGUGGGAGCUUUCGCCGCUUUCAGCCUCAUGGCCAUCGCCAUCGGUACCGACUACUGGCUGUACUCCAGCGCGCACAUCUGCAACGGCACCAACAUCACGGCGGACGAAGCGCAGGGACCGCCGAGGAAAGCGAGGGGCGACCUUACGCAUUCGGGGCUCUGGAGGAUCUGCUGCCUCGAAGGAAUCUACAAAGGACACUGCUUCCGAAUCAACCACUUCCCUGAAGACAAUGACUACGACCAUGACAGCUCAGAAUACCUUCUCCGCAUUGUCCGUGCCUCCAGUGUGUUCCCCAUUCUAAGCACAAUAUUGCUGCUGCUGGGAGGGCUCUGUGUUGGAGCAGGAAGGAUUUACAACAGCAAAAACAACAUUAUUCUCAGCGCUGGAAUUCUCUUUGUCGCAGCAGGACUAAGUAAUAUCAUAGGGAUCAUUGUCUACAUAUCAAGCAACGCAGGUGACCCAAGCGAUAAGCGAGAUGAGGACAAAAAGAACCAUUACAACUACGGUUGGUCUUUCUAUUUUGGAGCCUUGUCUUUUAUCGUGGCCGAAACCAUAGGUGUUCUGGCUGUGAACAUUUAUAUCGAGAAGAACAAAGAGCUGAGGUUUAAGACCAAGAGGGAAUUCCUUAAGACUUCUUCCAGUUCUCCUUAUGCCAGGAUGCCAAGCUACAGGUACAGGAGGCGGAGAUCCAGGUCCAGUUCUCGAUCCACAGAGCCUUCUCCAUCUAGAGACAUUUCCCCGGUUGGCAUGAAGAUAGCAAGCACCAUUCCCAUGAACGAGAUUUCCAUGUACACUCUUUCCAGAGAGCCCUUGAAGGUCACAACGGCCGCCAGUUACAACGCAGACCAAGAAGCCAGUUUUCUGCAGGUCCACAACUUCCUUCAGAAGGAAUUUAAGGAAGGACUCCACGUCAACAUGGUCAACAGGAGAACGACACCUGUCUGAAGUUCCUUCCCUCCCUGUGGUUUUUGAAAAAAAAUAUCAGAACAGACCUGUCAUGAAAGAGAAGGAGCGAUGUUAAAAUACCCUCUCACCUCUUUAACUGUGGCAUGUAUUGAGGCAGCAAGUGGGGAUCCUCUGGACCAACAUAAAGAUGUUACACGCUUGUAGCUUUUUCAAAGCUAUUUGGAGUUUGUUUCUUUCAGUUCUUGGUGUCACGAGAUGAAGGUAGUUCAUGUCCCUGCACUUUUGUAACGUGUACAAAGUCUUGGAGAAGCUGCGAAGGACUUGCCACCAGUGUGUUUCAAGGGUCGCAGAAUUGUUGUACAACUGUUUUCUAAAUCGAGAUCCCUUACUACAAACUUGCAACUAUAAUUUACAACUAAGCCCAAGGAUACGAACUAGUCCUCCAGUGAUCCGCUCCCCUUUGACACAGC